Molecule: messenger RNA, 1168 nt
Organism: Phycodurus eques (leafy seadragon)
Lineage: Eukaryota; Metazoa; Chordata; Actinopteri; Syngnathiformes; Syngnathidae
Gene: vopp1b
Product: VOPP1 WW domain binding protein b
Exons: 6
Coding region: 48-869 (273 amino acids)
Cellular component (GO): cytoplasmic vesicle membrane
Source: RefSeq, a predicted model, not a curated record
GUUCACUCAGGCAAUUAUCAUUGGACCAAAAGUUACCCAGGUUGAAAAUGGACUCAGUGGUGAAAGUGAAAGGUGUGAGCUCGGUGGACGGAUGGUCCGAAAGGGGCGUAACGUCACCGACAGCUAGCGUUGCCGCUGCUCCAGUUUGCCACUUAGCUAGCUUCCGUCUCACCGCCGAGGCGAGGCUGCCGUGGCUUCCUGCGGCGGUGGAGUCGGCUGGAUGUGAUCCCCGUGGCUCUCCGGGAGCUGGGAAUGAAAGCGACACGGCCAUAAAGGAGCGUCUCUCCUCCACGUCGGCCCUUUUCCAAGUGGAGCGUUUACUUCUGACCGGCGAAGAUAUUAUGAGGAAUCCACGGACCGAUUUAGCCUUGACAUUCUGGCUAUUUCUAGAGGCUGUAGAGGCCAAAAAGUACUGCUGGUAUUUUGAGGGUGGAUACCCAAUAUACUUCAUAUGUCGCUCGUACGAGGACUGCUGCGGGACUCGCUGCUGUGUCAGAGCUCUGUCCAUCCAGAGACUGUGGUACUUCUGGGUGCUGCUGAUGAUGGGGGUGCUGUUCUGCUGCGGUGCUGGCUUCUUCAUCCGGAGAAGGAUGUAUCCUUCGUCUCUUAGAGAUGAGCCUACCUUCAACGUAUCUUUCACCAGAAACCCUGUCACCACACCGGUUUCCCAGCAGCCGGGAAGCAUGCACGGCUUCGGCGUGAACGGGAUGACGGGUGGGGACCCAACGCUUACCACGACGCACCCCACAUAUCCGCCACAGCCCGGCUCCACCCACAUGAUGCUGGCCUCCUACCCUCCACCGCCAUCUUACUGCAACCACCCGCCACCGUCCUAUGAACAAAUUUUCCACAACAGCGACAAGAAGUAACAUCUGCAAGCACAAUAAGGAGAAGAAGAAGGAAGUGCACCAUUUGUUUGAACCUUAACUAUUUUGUGAGAACAGUGACACUCUGUUUGUUGUCCUGUAGAAAAGACCAAAAAAAAAAAAAACAGGCACAGCAGUCCAAAUCUAGAUCCACAUGCACACAUUCAUUUGCAUUCACCACUUAUUUUCUUCAUCAUUCAAGUGGAUCAGGUGGAUUCACUGUCACCAGCUUCCUUUUUUCUCUCAACUGCACAAUGUUUAAUGCCAUUGAAACGUGCCAUGUAAUAAAAAGUGGGAUAUUA